Messenger RNA from Panicum virgatum (switchgrass), 459 nucleotides. RefSeq lists its product as uncharacterized. The transcript is spliced from 2 exons. Gene Ontology annotation, molecular function: nucleic acid binding. Lineage: Eukaryota; Viridiplantae; Streptophyta; Magnoliopsida; Poales; Poaceae. Bases 1 to 459 code for a protein of 152 amino acids. The record is from RefSeq and is a predicted model, not a curated record.
AUGCAGUUCUUCACCGACAUAAUCUUCAGGCAAACCUCCUUGCUGUCUUUGUACCCAGUUCACAAAUUCUUGGCGUUCUGCGAUGAUUACCACAUAAGUGUGGACUGGUCGGCUGUGGCGCAUCCACAAAUGAAUGGUCAAGUGGAACGUGCCAACAGCAUGAUCCUACAGGGCCUCAAGCCAAGGAUCUUCAACAAGCUGAACAAGUUUGGCCGGAGAUGGCUCACAGAAUUACCCUCGGUCAUCUGGAGCAUAAGAACAACCCCGAGCAGAGCUACUGGCUUCACCCCGUUCUUCCUUGUCUAUGGCGUCGAGGCCAUCCUCCCUACUAACUUGGAGUACGGGUCCCCGAGGCUCAAAGCUUACCAAGAGCAGCAGAACCAGCAAGCCCGUGAGGACUCACUAGAUCAGGUGGAUGAGGCUAGAGAUGUGGCGCACCUACACUCAGCGCGGUACUAG